Molecule: messenger RNA, 1029 nt
Organism: Sordaria macrospora k-hell
Lineage: Eukaryota; Fungi; Ascomycota; Sordariomycetes; Sordariales; Sordariaceae
Cellular component (GO): cytoplasm
Source: RefSeq, a predicted model, not a curated record
AUGAGCUUCAUCCUCCGUUCGCCAGCGCUAUCCAAGCUCCCGCGAACUCUUAACUCUUCCAUCAAGACCCCAUUUCGCCAACUCAACAGCACAUCUCUUCCUCCUAUACAGAACCGCCCGAAGCGCAAUAUGUCGUCGAAGACCUCCAAACCCGCAGCCGUCGACACCUCCCUCCAAGGCUCCCCCACUGGCGCCGCCGCCUCUUUCGCCUCCUCCCACUCCUCCGACCACCCCCUCAAGCUCUACGGCGGGUGGUUCUGUCCCUUCGUGCAGCGAGUAUGGAUCACCCUCGCCGAGAAGAACAUCCCACACCAAUACAUCGAAAUCAACCCCUACCACAAAGCGCCCGAGUUCCUCGCACUCAACCCACGGGGGCUGGUCCCCACUCUCGCCGUGCCCACGGUAACCGAUCCAAAAACAGGAAAAGUGAAGGAAGUCAAGCCGCUGUACGAGAGUCUGGUGCUUUGCGAGUAUCUAGAUGAAGCCUACGCAGACCCCAACCAAUAUGGCGAGCGCCUGCUCCCGCAAGAAGAUGCCUACGAAAGAGCUAGAUGCCGUCUCUGGAUCGACCACAUCUCCUCGCGAAUCGUCCCGUCUUUCUACCGCUUCAUCCAGCACACGCCCGACAAGGCGUACACGAUCGAAGAGAUCCGGGCAGAGUUUCAUGGUCACCUGAAAGCGUUUGCGAAGGAAAUGCUUUCAUGCCUUUCUUAUCCGGGACCAUUCUUCCUAGGCAACAAGUUCAGUCUGGUAGACAUUAUGCUAGCACCCUGGGCCAAACGGUUGUUCCUGAUUGAUCACUAUAAACCUGGUGGAGUGGGGAUUCCGUCCACCAAGGAACAAAGGGGAGAAGAUGAGGAGGUGUGGAAGAGGUGGGAAGAGUGGUACAAUGCCGUUGUCCAAAGGGAGAGUGUCAAGAAGACGUGGAGUGAUGACGAACAAUAUGUGGGUGCGUAUAAGAGGUAUGCGGAGGAUACGACACAGAGUGAGGUGGGGAAGGCGACGAGGAGUGGGAGGAGUUUGCCUUGA